Molecule: messenger RNA, 2475 nt
Organism: Cuscuta campestris
Lineage: Eukaryota; Viridiplantae; Streptophyta; Magnoliopsida; Solanales; Convolvulaceae
Source: the annotation of a GenBank genome assembly
GCUCAACAUCUUCAUCGUAGUUUUUUCUCUCAACUAGGCCUUUCAUGUCUUUUGUAAAAUUUCAAACAAGGAAAUAUCUUAGCUAGCGUUCCAUUAAUGAAUUUAUCGAGUAAUAACGACAUGGAUACGGAGAAAGAGAAUGGCAUAGAAAAUGACACUCACAACAUAGAGACGAAAAAUGAGGACGACGCAUAUGAAGAGAUGCUGGGUGAUUCUCCCCCGGUGAAGCUACUACCACCAACCAACACCGUUCCUGACGCCGAGCCUGAUGAUGAAGAUGAAAUUCAGGUUACGGGUGAUGAGGAUGAAGGACAGGAGACACGGGAGGCAACUGCCGAUCAUGACGGCGUCCAGAUUCGAACAGGAGAUGACGGCCCGCAAGCAACCACCUCCGCCAAUGCGGAGGAUAAGGGAGGAGAGUUGGCUUCUCAAGAGGAGGAGGAGAUCAUCACAGAGCUCCCUCUCGAUCUUUCGACGGUAUCGGAUGAGGUUGAUCAAUUCAUCUCUCAAAUUAACAACAUCUCCGUGGAAGGAGGUGAUGGAUCGCAGCUUCCUGUUGAUAUUCCCAUAUGUGUGGACCAAUUAGCAUCGCUUGUGGAAGCCAAGUUGGAGGAAAUAAACAGGAGUGUGUCCAAAUGGAGCCAACUAGGUGAAGAAGAGACGGCCUCGUUAUUGGGUGCCGUGAAUCGGGUUUCGAGGCUAUCCAAAUCACUCCUCCUCUCGUCUCAAAUCAAUCCCUCUUCAGAACAAACAUACGCCCGAUGCAUCAGCCGGGUGGGAGGCGUCCUCCAUCGCGCUGUGUCCUACUUGGAAGAGGAAUUCCGAUCAUACCUUGAAGAUUAUAAGUUUCCCGAUCCUGCCGAUCUGCCCAACCAGGAGUCCCCUGCAGAUCUGGCUGGUGAUGAUGCCGCGGUUGAGGAGGUAGUUGAGGGUUGUGGUAGUGAUACCACCACCACCACGGCGGUUGCAGAAGACAAUAAGUUCCCCGCAUACCCUGAGGAAACAGUGUCCAAUUUGAACAGAUUAGCCAGGGCCAUGAUUUUCUGUGGCUACAAGACGGAAUGCCUGCAGGUAUACACGAUAUCGCGAAGGAACGCGUUGGAGGAAUGCCUCCGCAAGGUUGGGUUCGAGAAACACAGCAUCGAUGAUGUGCAGAAGAUGAAUUGGGAGGUCGUGGAGAGAGAGAUUGUUGCCUGGAUCGCAACAUUCAAGCAUUGCGCCGAGGUGACCUUCUCCUGCGAAAGGAAGCUGUGUGAUGCCGUGUUUUGUAACUGUGGCGAUGGUGGUGAUGAUGAUGGGUCAUCAUCAUCAUCAUCCAGCAUCAUCUUUGGUGGCUUAUCCAUGGGUUUCGUGCUCCAGUUCUUUGUUUUCCCUGAAGCGGUGGCAAUGACAAAACGCUCCUCGGAGAAGCUGUUCAAGUUCUUGGAUCUGUACGAGGCGAUGCGAGACCUUCUCCCUACAAUGUUCUCAAACAUCCCCGGGGAGUGCAUAGGGGAGCUGAAGGCGGAAGCAACCCUGACCAGGGGUAGGCUGGGGGAGGCGAUGGUCUCAAUUUUCACAGAGCUGGAAAACUCGAUCAAGGCAGACUCUGGAAAGACCCCUGUUCCAGGGGGUGCGGUUCAUCCCCUCACUCGCUACAUUAUGAACUAUCUAAAAUUAGCUAGCGACUACAAGGAGACGCUAGAGCAAGUGUUCAGAGAGCACCAGAAGAUCGACAGAGCGGAUUCUGCAACAGGAUCAGACUUCGACUACAACAGCAGCAACAGCAACUCUAAUUCCCAGCAGCCUCUGGGUCACACGGCUGCCGCCACACCCAGGCGGCAAUCGCCCUUGGAAAUGCAGAUAGCAAAAGUAAUGGAGCUGCUGGAUGUGAACCUGGAAAACAAAUCUAAGCUCUACAAAGACCCCUCCCUUUGCUCCAUUUUCAUGAUGAACAACGGGAGAUACAUACUGCAGAAAGUGAGGAGUUCUCCGCAGAUCAAUGCCUUGAUGGGGGACCAAUGGUGUAGAAAACGGUCCUCAGAUCUGAGACAGUACCACAAGACGUACCAGCGGGAAACCUGGGGAAGACUGUUACAGUGUUUGAGCAUUGAGGGGCUGAACGUCCAUGGGAAGAUUAACAAACCUGUGUUGAAAGAGAGGUUCAAGAGCUUUAAUGCGGUGUUCGACGAGAUACACAAGACUCAAACCACCUGGGUAAUAAUUGACGAACAACUUCAAUCCGAACUCCGGGUUUCCAUUUCCAAUAUGGUCAUCCCCGCCUACCGAUCCUUUCUUGCUAGGUUCAGUCAAACCUUUACCCCAGGGAGACAGACGGAGAAGUAUGUCAAGUACCAGCCUGAGGAUAUCGAAACUUACAUUGACGAGCUUUUUGAUGGGAAUGCUAAAAAAUAAAUUCGAAUUGAAGCUAUAGCAAGAUAUAAUGCUGCUGCGGGCUAACUCGAGUGCGUGCAUGCCUUUACUUACUGGAUUCCC